AUGACGGCAUAUACUUUACAUAUACACCUAAAGAAACCCGGGCAUAAAGUCUUCAUAGCUCGAAGAAUAUCACUCGUCCUGGGAUACGCUGGAAAAGAAACAGUCAUUGAUGUGGCAAAAAGGGCAGCGCAAGAAAGUCCGCACGCAGCAGAUCUAAAUAUCUUUUCAACAAUCUACACAUACUGCAAUAUCGUUCAGCCGCACGUCGUUGGAGAUACGAGUGCGCAGUUACUUCGAAGCAUUCCCGUCGAAGGAAAGUAUGGUGAUAUCGUUACGAAGACGUUUACCAACAUACAAUACGUGCCUGUCCAAACGAAAUCCUUCGGAGACGUGGAAAUUCUUUUAAGGAACGACACGGGCGAUCCAGUGCCAUUUGAACGGGGGAAGGUGCUGACAACACUACAUUUCAGACAGCAUACAUACUUCACUUGA
This is a messenger RNA of Paramuricea clavata, 432 nucleotides long. Lineage: Eukaryota; Metazoa; Cnidaria; Anthozoa; Malacalcyonacea; Plexauridae. The record is from the annotation of a GenBank genome assembly.